AUGCAAAAGGAACUUGGACAGAUUCAAGGGGAACUUACUCACAUUCAAACAGAGUUCUCUCAAUUGGAUGCAAAAAUUGAUGUUUGGUUGAAGGAUCUACAGGAGGGAAUCAAAUCAGAGGUACAUACGGAGCUUCAUUCUGAACUUCAUUCUUUAUUCGAACAAUAUUUUGGGCAGGGACCUCCAAUGGCAGUGAACGGAACGGUGAACAGUAAAGGCAAAGGAAUUUUGGGAACACAACCUGGGUUCUCAUCUCAAAAGCACUUAGUAGUAUCUCCAAUGGCAGAGCGGGGUCAUUCAAGUAUGUCUUCACGUGGGGUGCUGGUGGAAGCUGAUCGUUCCACUUUUAGGAUGGAAUGUCCGUCAUUCGAUGGGGAGAACUUCCGAGGUUGGUGGUCCAAGAUUGAGCAGUACUUUGAAGCGGAGGGAAUUGGGGAUCACGCAAAAGUGCGGUUGGUUAUGUUGCAUUUAGAAGGUAAGGCUCUUGAUUGGCAUCAUUUUUUUUCUCGACGGCAUGGGGACUAUAUCAACUGUUUUGGGAAAAUUUAUGCGAGGGGACUUAAGGAGCGCUUUGGAUCGGACUCUUUUUUGGAUCCCAUGGUAGAACUGGUAAUCCUCAAGCAAAUUGGUUCUGUAGACCAGUAUCAUGAUGGGUUUCUAAGUUUAUUGAAUCAGUUGAAUCUUUCUGAAUCUUACGCCCUGAGCAUUUUUCUCAGCAAUCUCAAGGCAGAGAUAGGCCAAUACCUUAGGUUGUUUAAACCUCAGACACUGGUAGAGGGGUACAACUUAGCGAGACAGGUGGAGAAUAUUGUACACGGACCAAUCAAAAAAGAAAAUCUGCUUACCAGUGGUAGUUCAGUGGGCAGACCCUUACUUCCUGUGACUCGGAGUUUUAGGGGAAGCAAUAGUUUAAAUUCAACAAGUGAGUCAACAAAUGGGAAGUCUAAUUUUAGAGUACCCUCAAAGUCUUUGUCUCAGGCCGAAUUAGAGGAUAGGAGGAAGAAGGGGCUUUACUUUUGGUGUGGUCUUAAAUAUUCUCCAGGCCAUAAAUGCUCGAAGUCUCAAAUGUACCAGUUGGUGGUAGAACCAUGGGAGGACAGUUGUCCGGACAUAAGAAGCCCUACUCAAGAGGAUUUUCAAGACUGUCCUGAGCAGUUGGAAACAACAGAAUUAGGAUCUGGAAAUUCAUCUCCUGUAUUAUCAUUACAUGCCUUACAUGGAUUACAAGGACACAAUACCAUGCAGUUCCCAGCAAAUAUUGAUCGAUGUGAGGUGGUGGUUUUGGUAGACUCUGGUAGCACACAUAAUUUCAUUGAUUUCAAGGUAGCUAGAAGAUUGAAGCUGGUCAUCGAACCUGUGCCUUGUUUGAAAGUGUCGGUGGCAAACGGGGUGAAAUUAAACACUCAUGGACUUUGUAAAGCUGUUGAAUGGGAGACACAAGGGUAUAAAUGUGUUAUUGAUUUUUUAGUGUUAUCGGUCAAAGGGUUUGAUGUGGUGCUAGGUAUUCAAUGGUUGCUUUCGUUAGGGCCGAUUGUAUGGGAUUUUGCCAAUCUCACCAUGCAAUUUAAAUGUGGGUUGCGAAAUUACAGUUUAAAGGGCACCAUACCUGGUUCAAUGCAGGUUAUUCCUAGUGGCCAAUUUUCUAGGUGUAUGAGCUUGGUAGGUAAUGGUCCUGGUCCGAUGUUGUUGACCUCAUAUGAUCAGACUGUUCUCACAAUGCCUCCGGCUCAGGCGUCACUUGACUUGGAAAAACUUCUGAAUGAUUUUGAGGAUAUAUUUCAGGUGCCUACACAGUUACCUCCCCUUCGGUUACACGAUCAUAGGAUACCUUUGGUGGACGAAUCCAAGGUGGUUAAGGUGCAUCCGUAUAGGUAUCCAACUGUUCAGAAGGCUGAGAUCAAAAAACUUAUUUAA
This is a messenger RNA of Gossypium raimondii (Peruvian cotton), 1914 nucleotides long. RefSeq lists its product as uncharacterized. The record is from RefSeq and is a predicted model, not a curated record. Lineage: Eukaryota; Viridiplantae; Streptophyta; Magnoliopsida; Malvales; Malvaceae. The transcript has a single exon. Bases 1 to 1914 code for a protein of 637 amino acids.